UUCACAUGCCUUUCUUUCUUUCUUUCUAUCCACCAUUUCUACAUCUAUAUAUACCAUACACAUUACACAACUUAUCUUUAUAUACUUCAACAACGCAGUAGUUCGAUCUCCCCACACCCACGAAACGAGAGACACAAAAAAAACCAAGUAAGGAAUCAAAAAACACCAUGCUGAAGCAAAACCUCCUCAACCAAAUUUGCUCCCUGCCCAAGCCGCCCUUCGUCCAUGGAAGCAACAACACCCAUGCUUACCACCAUUCCCUCCUCUCCAUGGCCAACAACAUACCCAAAACCACUCACAACGCAAGAGCCCGUCGACGACUACGACGUCGUUGCAUGGCUACGGCCAGUGACACGGCGCCGACGACGUCGUCGACGACCAACGAUGCUAGCGCCAUGGCCGAUUACCUCAUGCACGAGAAGCCCAUCAAAGUGAAGGCACUGGUGACCGUGAAGCAAACCAUGAGCGACAUGUUCUCCGGCAUGGGGAUCGAGCGAGGAAUGGAUGACAUCAAAGACCUUCUCGGCAAAACCCUCCUCUUGGAGCUUGUUAGCUCCGAGUUGGACCCUAAGACGGAGCUGGAGAAGCCGACGGUGCAGGCGUACGCGCACAAGGGCGGGAAGGUGGAGCGGCGGGAGGUGAGGUACGAGGCGGAGUUCGAGGUGCCGGCGGAGUUCGGGGCGGUGGGAGCCAUCUUCGUGGAGAACGAGCACCACAAGGAGAUGUUCCUGAGGCACAUAGUUUUGGAAGGUUUCCCAAAUGGUCCCGUAAAUUUCACUUGCGACUCUUGGAUCCACUCCAAGUUCGCCGAUAAGCGCAAGAGGGUUUUCUUCAACAGCAAGUCCUACUUGCCCCAGACCACGCCAGCUGGGCUCGUGGGCCUGCGGGACGAAGAGCUGGUCCAUUUGCGUGGAAAUGGGCUCGGCGAGCGACAGCACGGCGAUCGGGUCUACGACUACGAUGUCUACAACGACCUCGGCGAUCCUGACGCGAACUUUGCGCUCGCCCGGCCGACCCUCGGCGGCAAGGAGUUCCCCGCUCCAAGACGGUGCCGUACCGGCCGCCCCCGUUGUGAAGCCGAUCCGUCGACGGAGAAGAAGGCGAGGGAUUUCUACGUCCCGCGGGACGAGGAGUUCUCGGAGGUGAAGCUCGUGACGUUCUCGGCCAAGACGCUCUACUCGUUGUUCAACACGCUGAUCCCGUCGCUGGGGAACGUGUUCGCCGACGCCGAUCGUGGGUUCCAUCACUUCAAGACCAUCGAUUCGCUAUUCAGCGUUGGGUUCGAAGUGCCGGAGCUCUCUAAAGAAGGGUUCUGGAACGCCACCCUGCCUCGCCUCUUCGCCGGGACCGGAAACGUCAUGCGGUUCGAGCCCCCGGGCGCUUUGGAAAGGGAUAAGUUUUUCUGGAUGAAGGAUGAGGAGUUUGCGAGGCAGACGCUUGCUGGUCUCAACCCAUAUUGUUUGGAAUUGAUCACGGAGUGGCCAUUGAAGAGCAAGCUUGACCCCAAAAUCUAUGGUCCGCCGGAAUCAGCAAUCACCACUGAACUCAUCGAGUCAGAAAUUGGAGGGAUUAUGUCGGUUAAAGAGGCAAUUAAACAGAAGAAGCUGUUCACCCUGGAUUAUCACGACAUCCUGUUGCCAUUUGUGCACAGAGUCCGGGAACUCAAGGGCAGGACUUUAUACGGGUCGAGGACCAUCUUCUUUCUCACUCCCGAAGGCACAUUGAGGCCUCUGGCCAUCGAGCUCUGUCGCCCUCCCACGAACGAGAAGCCUGCGUGGAAACAAGUGUAUAGACCGUGCUGGAAUUCCACAGGUUGCUGGCUCUGGAAGCUAGCCAAGGCACAUGUUCUUGCUCACGAUUCUGGCAUUCACCAACUCGUUAGCCAUUGGCUAAGAACACAUUGUGCGACUGAACCAUACAUUAUAGCGACAAAUCGGCAGCUUAGUGUGAUGCAUCCCAUUCACAGAUUACUUCAUCCUCACUUCAGAUACACAAUGGAGAUCAACUCCCUCGCUCGAGAAUCACUCAUCAAUGCAGGCGGUAUCAUUGAAUCAACAUUUUCACCUGGGAAAUACUCCUUAGAUAUCUGCUCAGCUGCAUACGAUCAGUUCUGGAGAUUCGACUACGAAGCGCUACCUAAAGACCUCAUACGCAGGGGAAUGGCAGUCGAAGAUGAAAACGCACCCCACGGCCUGAAACUCACCAUAGAGGACUACCCUUUCGCAAACGAUGGCCUCAUUCUAUGGGACACAAUCAAACAGUGGGUCACCGACUACGUCACUCACUACUACCCAGAGCCAGACCUCGUCGAGGCCGACCCAGAGCUCCAAGCAUGGUGGACAGAGAUACGAACCAAGGGCCACGCAGACAAGAAGAACGAACCAUGGUGGCCACAGCUCAAGACCUCCAACGACCUCAUCGAAAUCCUCACCAUCAUAAUGUGGGUGACUUCAGGCCACCACGCCUCGGUGAACUUCGGACAGUAUGCAUUCGCAGGUUACUUCCCCAACAGGCCAACCAUAACCAGAAUCAAGAUGCCGGACGAGGACCCAACCGAAGAAGAAUGGAAGUUCUUCCUGAAAAGGCCCGAAGCCGUGCUUCUAGCUACCUUCCCUUCGAAGCUGCAGGCCACGAGAGUGAUGGCCGUGCUGAACGUGCUGUCGAAUCAUUCCCCCGAUGAGGAGUACAUCGGAGACGAGAUAGAGUGGAGCUGGAGCGAUGAGCCGUUGAUAAAGGCGGCUUUUGAGAAGUUUAGUGGGAGGCUGAAGGUGUUGGAAGGUAUUAUUGAUGAGAGGAAUGCUAAUGAAGAGCUGAAGAAUAGGAGUGGAGCUGGGGUUUUGCCUUAUGAGCUUUUGAAGCCUCAUUCUAAGCCUGGAGUUACAGGACAGGGAGUUCCCAACAGCAUCUCCAUCUGAUUUCUUCUUCUUCUUGUGUACCAAUUUAUUAGCACAUCAAGCAAUAUAGAAUAGUAUAGAACAUAAAUCAUUGGGUAUUGAAGAAUAACGUAUCUAAAAUGCUCAAGGUCACACGAAACAACUCGAUUAAAGGUGUCGGAGACAACUUCUUGAUCUGGUGGUCGUAACAAUUGAGCUCGGGUAUUUGCAAAUAUCACAUUUCAUUUGGUAUUUGGUUAUGGAAGGCAAACUUCUGAGACCCAAAUAUCAAAUCAAGUAAAUCCAUGGUAAAAGAUCAAUUAAACAAACAAUGUUAUCUUUCAAGG
Messenger RNA from Linum tenue, 3220 nucleotides. The record is from the annotation of a GenBank genome assembly. Lineage: Eukaryota; Viridiplantae; Streptophyta; Magnoliopsida; Malpighiales; Linaceae.